AUGACGGGUACCGGUCUCGCAUUGACAGCCGCGAAAUUUUCUCCACACACUUUUCUACUAGAAAAAUACCAAGACAUGGUGGCUUAUUAUCAGAAUAGCCAACCCGUGGAGCUCCCAAAUGAACUAUCCCGAAAAUGUGAAAAAUGUAUGGAUCUCUUAAAUUUGUCUGACGCACACAGAAGGUUAAUAAAACCCUUCAGUGUCUUUGGCUAUGACCUUUUCCAUGCUGGUAGCACAAGCUCUAAAUACGGUGUCCUCAUUGGAAUUCCUGUUAAUUUUACUUAUAAAUCAUUAGAAGAUGUAGAAAAGCAGGAGGUACAGGUCAAUGGAGAACCUCUAGAUUUAACAACAGAAGUAGGAAAAAAAUUAGGAGAAGCGAUACUUCUACCAGACAAAGUUAAAGAAUUUGCAAUAUGUAGAGAGAUACUUAUGGCCCAAAACAGUAAAGUAAUAUUCCAAUCGACUUUUCCCUUUCUUAGCAUCUUCUUGGUUUAUAAUAUGGCCCAAUAUCUGAACAGAAGACUUAACUUAUAUGCAGCACACGCUAAUGUAAGAAUUGUUUUGUAUACCCUACUAGGUCUUUUUGGAGUAGGUACCUACUUUUUGUGUCAAGAUAUGACAGAAGUCCAUUACGAGACAGUAGCUGAUAAGAAACUGACUGAAUUGGGAGUGGAUUUUAUAGAGAGUGGUGUUAUAUUCUAUGAAAAACUGCUCCAAAGAAACCAGGCAUUAAGGGAGUUAAUGGGAAAGGAAGGUGAAAGAAAAUAUACUAAGCUCGGUAAUGAAAAUUAUGGUAUACGCCAGCCACAUUUAGCUCUGGUCCAUAGGAAACAGUUUUUUGAAGAAAAGUUAAAAGAAGUUCAAAACUCAGGUCAAAAUGAGAGUGAAGAAUUCAGUGAGGGUGUUCAAGAAAAUUUAUAA
This is a messenger RNA of Danaus chrysippus (African queen), 921 nucleotides long. Lineage: Eukaryota; Metazoa; Arthropoda; Insecta; Lepidoptera; Nymphalidae. The record is from the annotation of a GenBank genome assembly.